AUGCCUCACUCAGCUUACUCCACGGUGCUCGUUGUCCCUUUGGUCUUGUGUCUUUGCGCGCGCCUCGCCGCUGCUGUUGCGGCUUGCCCGGGAAGUCAUUGCUACAUCCCCGCCACCUCCCCAAUCGCAAACCCCAAACUCAACACCAACAUCACCACCACAACACCUCCACCCAACCCCUCUCCCCACAGAAACAAAACUCUGCAUCGGACUCGGCGUCUCCGGCAGCGACGCCGUCGUCCUCCUACUCCUUACGCUUUUUCUAAAGUUCCGCCGCCGGCAACGGCAAGGGAAGAAAAGGAAGACGGGCUUACGGACGGGCUUGGCGGGGGAGAGUAAGCAUGGGAAGGCUACUGUGUUGGAGGAGGUGUACGAGAUUGGAGAAGGCGAGGUGUUGGAG
Molecule: messenger RNA, 400 nt
Organism: Aplosporella prunicola CBS 121167
Lineage: Eukaryota; Fungi; Ascomycota; Dothideomycetes; Botryosphaeriales; Aplosporellaceae
Source: the annotation of a RefSeq genome assembly